Messenger RNA from Phaedon cochleariae (mustard beetle), 2576 nucleotides. NCBI's taxonomy places the organism in Eukaryota, Metazoa, Arthropoda, Insecta, Coleoptera, Chrysomelidae. The record is from the annotation of a GenBank genome assembly.
CGACGAUCGUAACACUAGACAUAUCCAUAUUCGGGCGGUUGGUCAUUCAGUCAUUUCCUUUCAACUGGCAACACUGUAUGUGUUGACAUAUUGACGUCACUAUCAACCCAGCGUGAAAGCCCUUUACAUACACAAAUAUAAAACUCACGACUUGUGAAGUUGUGAAAGUUCGAAAGUUGUGAGUUGUGAGUGUGAAGUGUGAAGUAAAAGUUGAAGUUUGAAGUUGAAAGUUGUAAACAGUAAACACCAUUAACACCAAAGCAGAUCGGACAAAACCAAAACUUUACAACUAAACAAUGAAAUAACAUUAUAACAUCUUCAAAUUAUUUUCUGUGAAAUAUUUUAACUGCAAAUUAUGUCCAUGUUCUGUAGAAACAUUCAUAACAAUUAUAAUUUGCUAAAAAUGAAUUCCAAUAAAAGUCCAAGUAAACAUGCAAAAAGUAGCAUAGGGAAUUUAUUAGGUGAAAAAUAUCAAAAUAAACCACAGACUUUGGUUCCUCCAGUUCUACAACAAGUUGGAAAGUUGGCUGCAGGUGUUGCUAGUGUUAGUACCAAUUUUGAUAUCAAAUCCGGUUCUGCAACAGGAAAUCCCCGCAACAAAUGUGCUCUUCAACCUGGCCAUUCCCUCAUGGAUUGGAUCCGACUCGGUGCAUCCGGAAAGGACCUAUCUGGCGUUGGAUCUUGCGCAGGCAAGUUAUCGGUGACGCUAGAAGAAUUAUCAAAGCACAACAAAAUUACUGACAUUUGGUUAGCAAUUAGAGGAAUCAUUUACAAUGUGACUGCCUACGUACCAUUCCAUCCAGGAGGCGCCGAUGAACUUAUGAGAGCAGCAGGAAUUGACGCAACGUCACUUUUCGAACAGGUCCAUCCUUGGGUGAACUACGAGCAAAUCCUGCAAAAAUGUCUCAUCGGCAGAUUGGUCUCUAUUGAUCCAUCCAUAAACACAAAUGAUUUAUUUUUCGGUAAGAAAGGCAACGGCCAAAUAACAAAAAAUAAUUUGAAAGCUGCAAAACAAACAAGAAUUGAAGAAACUGAAGAUACACUGGACAAAUCAUCGUCGACGCAGGUAGCUGCUUCAAGUUCUGCUGUAGUAGAAGAAGUUACCUUCCACUCAGAAGUGAAAUCUGUGAUAAAUCAAAUAAUAGAAGAUAUUCCAAGUUUACCAAGAUUUGAUUGGAUUCAGAAACUAGACUAUAUCACCAUCAUAUUUUACACUAGAUCUUUCUCAAAUCCUAUGGUAGAAAUAUUCCCUCCAACUCCGGGACAAUCGAUAAUAGUCGUCCUAGCCUACGAUUCAACAGCAUUUAGAAAUGAAUUAGUGUUUUAUGAAGCCAUUGAAUGGCCUUGUACAACCAAGGUAACUUGCGAGACAGGCAAGGUUGAGUUGGUGUUCCGAAAACGUGAUACGAGGAUUUGGGCGAAUUUUGGGGUGUUGCGACAAAUGAGUAAGAGACUGGAUACUGUUAAAUGUUUCAAGUGCAACUUCGUGUAUAGGGACAAGCUUCAGUUGAAUCAUAAUUUGUUUCUUCUGAGAUUGGAAAGGACUGACGGAGCAAAGAUUGUGAUGCCGAUUGGACAGCAUUCCAGAUUUACCGUGAAUAUUGAUGGGCAAGAAUGGUCUCGAAGCUACACCCCUAUCCCGUCCUCCCUCUUCUCGCAGCUAGCCACCCAUCUCCCAACCACCGACUCCGUUUGCCUGAUGAUCAAGCGCUACGACGAUGGAAACGUCAGCCGCUAUCUCACCGACAGGCAGAUCAACGAUGUGGUGUACCUCACUGGGCCCUUGGGCGAGUUCGAUAUCGGGACGGUAGAGGAAAGGAAUGGAUUUCUGAUGUUGGCAGCCGGCACGGGGGUUACGCCCAUGCUCGGAUUGCUGGUGUUUUUAUUGGAGAGGAGAAUCAGGAAAUGCCAGUUCUUGAGGCUCCUAUUUUUCAAUAGAACACUUCAGGAUAUACCGUUCAGAGCUCAACUUGAUACCUUGGAAAGGAGCGACUCGCGAUUAAAGAUAGACUACAUUUUGUCGGAACCAAACGAUGACUGGACAGGCUUGAGUGGCCACGUGAACGAAGGAAUGAUACAAAAUUCUAUCACUGACCACAUUAAAGACACCGGAUAUACGAUGAGAGACGUGUUCACCUUUAUCUGUGGACCAAAAAACUUCGUAACUCUUUCACUGGAGGAACUGGAGAAAUUAAACUUUUCUGAUGAUCAGUUGUUCGCUUUCCAGGGUUAGCCGCACAUCUCCCUAAACUAGCAUUAUUCCUCGCAGCUGGGAGAAAUGGAAUGAUACAAAUAUUGAAGCCACUAAUGAACUUUGAAAACUAUCACCAAUUAGGAAAUAUUUUAUAAUCGAGUUAUAGAGAUUCAAUACGAUCACUGAAGUUAGUAUAGCAGAUAAAUUAAUACAUAUCUGAUUAUUCUUUUGGUUGGUUAUUGAUUAUUCUCUUCGCAUUCAAACUGGAAUAUUUUGGAAAUAUUCACACUGGAUUAUCCUGCCGAAAUAUUCUUUGUUAUUUUGGAUUCCUCGGAUGUUCUAGAGGCAUUAAUAUAUUUUACAAAUAUACAAUAUAUAAUUG